Molecule: messenger RNA, 6195 nt
Organism: Pangasianodon hypophthalmus (striped catfish)
Lineage: Eukaryota; Metazoa; Chordata; Actinopteri; Siluriformes; Pangasiidae
Product: lysine-specific demethylase 6B
Exons: 3
Coding region: 2002-3900 (632 amino acids)
Biological process (GO): negative regulation of transcription by RNA polymerase II; nervous system development
Cellular component (GO): nucleus
Molecular function (GO): RNA binding; protein binding
Source: RefSeq, a predicted model, not a curated record
UGGAUACUUAGACAUUAAAUAUCUUCCCACAACACUUCCUGCCACGGCAUUAUCUGAGAAUGUGUUUACGUCAGUUAUGUCCAUACAGAGGUGUUUUUUACAGUAAAGAGGAUGCACGAGUAUGGCUCCCAAGUUAAUAUUACUUAUUGAUGUUAUCACUUCUAUAUCUUUAUAUAUAAAAUAGACUAAAAUAUGCCAAAAACACUGUUAUAUUAGAAAAAUUAAUUUGAGACCCUGAGUUCCUGUAUGAAGAUGAAUUUGUAUAUAUUUGAAUAUGUAAAUAUGUUCAUGGUAGUGACAUGACAACCAUGCAGAAUCCAAUAUAGAGUAUGUUUACUACAGUAUCUUUUCAAACAAUUUCUUUUUUUUUUUUUUUUUAAAGUGGAAAUUCUAUCUUUCUGUUCAUCUGAGUACAAACUCACUCACCAACACAAACCUCAGUAUAUCUCAGUAUAUAGUAAAAACAUACUUUAUAUCGUGACUCAAUAUCUAUGAUUAAAUAUUUAUUUAAGAAGAGCAGCCCGUUUGUACCAGCGAGUGCUGCUUCUUACCCAUCAGCCCUUGGUUGAGCAGGAAAGAAGCAAAGCCAUAAAUAGGGGAAUAAAACGAGGCCAGAAAUAGAAAAGCCUGAGCGGAAAUAUGACUGCUUACACUGGGGCUUUACUCAUAUUCAUUACAAGAAAGCACUGAGCAUUUUCACUACUGAAAUGACUAUUGUACUUAAACGCCAACUUAUUUAAUUACAGUUAUUUUCACUUUACAGGCUUACAAAUUUGAUUUACAUGAAAUUUCUUGGUUAUAAAGAAAGAGAUAUUGAUGCCAGUUUUAAACUUUUUUAAAUCACCAUGUUACUCUCAGUUCAUCAUUACUGUGAUAGAAAUAUGAGGUUUUUAAAAGAAAAGUUCAUUAGAGGAAUUCAGCGACAGUCAGAUAAGGUGUCGUGAGAAAUGCAAAAAGGUUCAUUCUGACCAAAACAGAGCAUAAAGUUACACUGACUGAGUAAUUUCUGAAAAUAACAGUGGUUGCUUUGAUCAAAAUCAAAGCUGUGUGUGUGUUGCUUAACUGAGGGCAUAGUGUGUGUGAAAGCAAACACAGAUCAAACCUCAAAUGUGACUGAAAACAGAUCUGAUAACAUUUGUAAUACACUUUCCAGAGAUUGAUCAUCUAAAUAUCCUGUUUUUCAAAUUUCAUUUUGAUUGGUAAUGCUUGUACACUUCUAACACGUGCUGUUAAAUGUAGUCGUCACUUAACGGAACACUUUGGCAAAAAAUAAAAAAAUUAAAAAUAAAUGUAAAUACACACAAUGUCCCUUUUACACCAAAGGUAAUCGAUCAGCCAGGACAUUUUGUGUGGCUUCUUUAGUUUUGCACUGGAUUAAUGAGCUUAAUGUGGAGAACAUUUCUGAAAGUAUUUUCUUAGGAAAUUUAUAACCCUUAAGGGUUCUUUGGUUGUCCUUCUGGGGAAACCCUUAAACUAUAUAUGUGUAAACCGUUGCCUACGCUAGCCUCAGAUUCCGCUUCUUGGCUGACAGGAGUGGAACCUGAUGUGGGCUUCUGUGGUUGCAGCCCAUCCACCUCAAAGUUUGAUGUAUAGCACGUUCUGAGGUGCUUUUCUGCUCACCACGUUUGUAAAGAGUGGUUGAGUUACUACAGCCUUCCUGUCAGCUCGAACCAGUCUGGCCUUUCUCCUCUGACCUCAUAAACAAGUUUCCACAUGCAGAACUUUCACGCACUGGAUGUUUUAUGUUUUUCGCACCAUUCUGUACAAGCUCUAGAGACUGCUGUAUGUGAAAAUCCCAGUUUCUGAAAUACUCAAACCAGCCCAUCUGGAGCCGACAGCCAUGCCAGGUUCAAAGUGAGCAAUUCUGAGUGCAGGCCCGAGUGAAUUGCGAUCUUUUGCGUGAUGCUGUUCAGCCGAGAAUCUUGUCACCAUCCGGACCCCUCGUUCUCCCCAUCAGCCCAUGUGACCUAGUUUUGGCCCCUCAGGCCUGGGGGAGACCCCAUGAAUCCCAGCCUCCCCCCGAAAAAGCGCGAGUCCCGACAAGGCUCGUCGGAACAGCGCCCCCUGGAGGACGAGUUCAAAUACCCGGCGCCGCUUCGACCCCGGAGACACCACCUUUCCGAAGGGCGGGAGAACGAACCACGCGGCGAUAAAGAACUCCUUCCGCCUCCUCCACCUCCACCCCCACCCCCACUUCCACACCUUCCGUUCCCCCUAUCGUGGCAGCUGCCCUACCACUCAUCCCUUCACCACCCAUACCUUUCUGGCCAGGUGAAAGAAAGACGUAGCUCAGGUUCACCUUCCUGGAGAGAUGGAUCAAGUGGACGAAGGUCAGAAGGUGAAGCAGAACCACCAAUUCCUCACCACUCUCGCUGGCUACGAGGAGAAAUCAAUUCCCUUGGUUUGCAUCCGUCUAUGCCGAUGCCUAUGUACAAGGGCACUUAUGCAGUCGAUUCCAGGGACAUGUGGACCUAUUUCAGCCCUACACGGCGAGACUAUGCGUCCUCUCUCUUCCCUUCAUCAUCCUCCUCACACCUUUUCCCACAAGCAUCGCUCUACCACAAUGAUUUUCUCUCAGAAAGCAGGCUCAGGUACUCAAGCAGAAGACCCAAUGGUCUUGAUGGACAAGGCAUUAGAUCAGAAUCCAGUGGAAGGGCAGAAAGUGGGAAUGACACUCAACCCAGAGUUGGUGGUUCCCACUCCAACGGAAGGAAGAGGAAUCAAGAAGAUCUGGUAGGGCGUGAAACAAGGAGGGCGUCCCCAUCCCAGGCGGGUCCUAAUGCACAUUCCUUCCAUCACAAUACAGACAGGGACUCUCUGGCAAUCCUAAAACCUCCAACUCCCCACACUUACACCUCUGAAACACGAAAGACAAAGGCUCCUCAUGAACCUUCCGUUGGAAGUGCCUCCCAAUCAGGAGCUCAGAUCUACUAUGCCCUGGGGUCUCUGUACUCCUCGGCUCACCACAACCCUCAGGCAUAUCCCAGUUUUAAUCCCUCAGGUCCUCCUCCUUCCCCUCUGAGGAACUCCCAGCACUCCCCUCAUGGUCAGCACAACAAUCAUGGGGUCCAUCAGGAGCGAGAACUUUCACCAGGAUCCUAUCGACCCUCUGUUUCAGUCCUCAGUGGUCCUGACCCACCAACAAGUGCAGUCCUACCUCAUUUUACCAAGGGUUCCCUUAUUGAGUUGGCGGGCGGCCGUCUGAAAAGGGUGGAAGAGUUACAGACAGAGGAUUUCCUGCAGAGCGCUGACACCACACCUGAGUUCCACCUGAGUACCUGCACCAUCCUACUUAUCUCACCUGGACCCACUGAUGGCUUCAAUCAUCUGCAGGUUUUGCUUGCCGACCGCAACACUCAGGAAUUGCUCACGGUUUUGGAGGAGUAUCCAUUUUUUGUGCGGGACAGAGGCUGGUCUUCAUGCAGUCCUCAGAGGAGUGCCAAUCUCUACGGCCUCCACUGCCGCCAGCUCAGUCCAGGAGACGUCUGCCUGGCUUUGACCCCGACACCAACCUCAUUGCCCCGGACAACAACAACUUUGACACCAAUGCCCAACACCCUGACCGCGGUGGCCACCUUAGCCUCCUCGGUGACCUCAACGAGGACCUCAUUGACCCCAUCGUUGACCUCUUUACCCCCGCCAAUGACCUCAUCAAUCCUGACGUCCACCUCGCUGCAACAACACUCAUGCAGUCGCAGUUCUGCAGGAUCAGAGACCAGCACACACAGAUUUCACAGAACGGCUCCGCCCCUUGCCCCAUCGCUUCCGUCUGAUUCCCGGCGGGAGAUCCAGGAUAAGCCACGCUCCCGAAAGAGACGCUGGUCCGCCCCCGAGUUGCAUGAAGGAAAUAGGAGCUGCACAGAUUUACCUCAAGGAUGUAAACAAAUGAGACAGCAGUAAGUCCUCAUUAAGAGUCUGAGUUCACUACCAAGAAGUGCUUUUAUUUCAUCACAUAGCAACGAUUAAUACUUUAUUCCUCAGUUUGUCCUGAUUAUUAAAAAAUCAAUUGUUUAACAAGGAGAACAAUCUGGUUAUAUGAUGAAACAAGAAAUAACACAUGAAAGGGGGCAAUCUGACACCAGUGGUCAUUUAAUGUUUCAUUUCUCAAAAACUGCUGAUUUUAUGGCACUAACUGAAACACUUUUUCAUGUUUCGCUUGCUGUGUUUCCCAUUUUUAUGUGCUGAAUAGUUCCGUAGUAAGUUCUUAUCAAGAGAAAACCUAUCUUACAGUGAUUCAACAGCAUCAUUAAUAAUAUAAAUGUCCUCAAAUAUAUUGUCAUUACUUGACAAACGUAAUUUUCAUUUACUGAAAUUAUAUGCAUCUUUAAUCAGUGUCAGAUCCACUAAAUUAAUUUAUAUCACAGCAAUUUCUCUAUUCUGAUUUGUCAGAAGGUGUUGAUUAAUUUUCUGUUUCUAACAACAGUUCUGACAAUAGUAUAGCUACAAAUCACAGCUUAUGUUACAUAAUAAUGCACUCAUUUGUAUUUAGAAAAAUAAAAAAAUAUUGCCAUUUGGCAAAAUGUUGGCAAUUUGCUGUGGUUUAAGAGGAAUAAAGCACUUUGGGACAUGCUGUUAUUGGAAAAUAACAAACUUCAGGAUGGUAGCAGAGCUCCGUCACACCACCAUAUUGUUGAUUCAUUUCCUAUAACAAAAGGCCUCAUCGUGAUUUAUUCCUUACAUAGCAUGACUACAUUUUGAAGAAUACGUUUCUCAAAAGACCAAAAUCAGUACUAUUUAAAAGCUAAGUGAAAAGCUGCAUGCUUUAUGUAUUAAAAGAGUAAGCAAUCUCUUGUAAUAUUGGUGGCUAGUGAUGGCUUUGGAAAAAAAAGGGGAAAAUUACUUGAAUUAACUGGUGUAUUUAGAAAAUGGGUUUGGAAUUCCCUGAAAGUUUAGCACCAUAAUAAAGUGUGAAUACAAAGCCUAAUUCAAGAAAUAAUAAAACAAUAACAAUAAAAAUGUAAAAUUAUCAGGCUUAGAACUCGCACUGUACCAAAACCUGGCUUUUUUUGCCGUUAAAAAAAGCAAACUAAUUUGCGCAGACAGAAAAUUUUUUAAAUGUUUUCAUCUUAUAUAAAUGAAGGACAAUGAAUAAAAAUGGAUUGAGGUUAAUAAGUGAUGAAAUACAAACACAUCUUGGUAGCAAACUGAGACAUUUGCACAGAGGGUUCACGGAGCCAUGUGAGGACUUUAACCCAAACCGAUUAUUCGUGACCUCAUGGUUACUUUGGAAGAGCCAUAUGUGUUUUUGUGUUUAUUGGUUAAAACGGGUUUGGAAGGAAGGACAGAAGGAAAAAAAAACAACAACGCAAUGCUAGUGAUGCACAGUCAGACUUUAUGUCUUUUGAGACAAUCAAACUCGCCUGUUGUUGACGCCACGUCUGUUUUCGGUGUACUUUUUCUGCAGGGUAUCUCUUUUCAGUCAGUAUUAUAAAGGAAAUAAUAUUGAAUGGAAAAAAAUGACUAUAUAAUUAUAUGAAUAGUUAUAUAUUAUACAGGUGUUACAUAUGAAUAUGCUAAAAAAAAUAACAAGACAAAUAUGAUGACAAACAUUAAUGGUUACUUUUUUCGCAAUGCAGUUUUCUUUCACGCUUCUAAACUGAGCUUUGGCUCUCGAGGUGAAUGUAUACAGAUUUUAGCUUCGCAAUACGAGGUACAAAUGCAAAUUCACCUUGGCAUUACGUUCCAAUGUGUGGGUAAAAACGGAAAAGACACUAAAGGAGGAAAGAAAAAAGAAGCUUCCCGCCGAUAAAGGGACGUAUGUUGGUGUUUUUCCAUUCGAAAGGGGAUUAAAGGUGCUAAUAACAUGUUGGAAGGUGAUGCUUUGGGAGUGCACUUGACCUCGCAAUGUGCUUUCGAUUUUUUUUCCCUCCAUAUUUUUUCCACCCUCUUUAUUUUUCUGUACAAUAUGAAAGCAGGGGAAAAAAUGUAAAAAAAAAAAAAUAUGGAAAGUAUUUUAAACUCAGAUACGGGUAUUCAUUCUUGAUCAAGCACACUCUUUCCCUUUCUGUUAAUUUUGAUUUAUUUUAAAUUUUAUUUGAUUUUUUUUUUUUGUGGUGUUGUUAUUUUUCCAGAAAAAAAGAGGAUUGUUAUUUUUUUUUCCUUUAUAAAUGUAUAGCUAUAAAAUUGUAUAUUUUUAAAACUUGUGAGACUGUAAAACAAUGUUCGCUAGAAAUAAAAGAAUGCUUUAUAGAUUUA